UUUAAGAAAAGGGAAUUAAAUAUCCAGUGCAUUCAAAAUUAUUAGUUAUAUUUAUUCCAAUUCUGCACCAUGGCCAUUCCAAUACUCAAUUAAAUUCUAAUAUAAUACUAGGAUUCUCUACGAAUAAGGUUUAGAAAAAAAAUGAUUGAUAAACAAUUAGUAUGGGCUCAUAAUAACUCCCAUGGAUUUGUUUUGGCUAAAAUAGUUGAUAUUGGCAAAGAGACACUCUCGUUAAAGUCGAUACCGAUCGCUCACCAGCUGUUAGAUAGUGAUACUGAUGUUAUAACGCGACCAUUUAUAGAUGUGUGUUUAGCAGAUCCAGAUAUCCUUAAAGACUAUGACGAUAAUUGUUCUUUGAUGUAUUUGAAUCCUGGGACCUUGCUACAUAAUCUUAGACUGAGAUAUUUCAUAGACCGAAUAUAUACUUUCGUAUCAAAUAUAUUGAUUGUCAUUAACCCUUACUUCCAAAUUGCGGAACUGUAUUCGGAAGAAAAAAUCAGGUCAUACAUAGGGAAAUCACUGGGCAAAAAUCCCCCGCACAUAUUUGCUAUAGCUGAAAAGGCGUAUCGCGAUAUGAAAACGUUUAAAAAAAAUCAAUCUAUUAUCAUAAGCGGUGAAUCUGGAGCAGGUAAGACAGAAUGCACAAAACACGUUAUAAAAUACCUUAUUCAUUCGUAUGGAAAAAUGGUAGGCCCUCUGGAACAGAGAAUCAUGGAUUCAAAUCCCAUUUUAGAAUCUUUCGGCAAUGCGAAAACAGUCAGAAAUAAUAAUAGCAGCAGAUUCGGAAAAUUCGUCGAAAUUUAUUUUGACGAUAAAGAUUACGUUUCAGGUGGAUUGAUAUCUCACUAUCUGCUAGAGACUUCACGCUUGUGCUAUCAGACACAAGAAGAUCGGAAUUAUCACAUAUUUUAUCAACUCUGCAUAGGAGCCGAUGAACAAUUAAGGAAGGAAUUGCAGUUAGGCCAUACUAUUUGUGAACAUAAGGUUUUAACGAGCGGGAGAGUAAAUUACUUUUUAUCCCCAGAAUCCCAAUCCCAGCUCGAGAAAAACAAUCCUCAAACCAUGCAAAUAUUAUCGAAACACGGUUCGAAUUGCUAUUCCAAUGGCGAUGUACUGAUAGACGAUUACAAAGAUUUUGAAAGGACUGAUUCAUGUUUGGGAAAAAUUGGAUUAUCUGAAGCUUCAAGAAAACAAAUUUAUUCUAUCAUCGCAGCGAUAAUUCAUUUGGGAAAUAUAGAAUUUCAAGAAAUCCUCAAUGAUAAAAAUGAUGGGUGUCAGGUAGCGAACAAUAGCAAAAACUAUUUAAAAUAUGCCUCCGAAUUUUUGGGCUUGGACGAGAAAGAUUUACAAAACAGAUUGGUACGCAGAAUGAUAACGAGUAAAGUCUCGAGAGGAACUAUCAUACAAAUUCCAUUAAAAAUGUCGGAAGCUAAAAUCUAUCGCGACUCUUUGUCCAAAGCUAUUUAUUCCAAAUUGUUUGAUCACAUCAACAAAAUCAUCAAUGAAAGCAUUCCUUUCAAAGAUUCCAAAAAAUUUGUAGGAGUCUUAGAUAUUGCCGGCUUUGAGUUUUUCGAAAACAACAGUUUCGAACAAUUUUGCAUCAACUAUUGUAACGAAAGGAUUCAAAAUUAUUUUAAUAGCAUUGUGUUAAUUCAAGAACAAGAAUUAUACAAGCGUGAGGGAUUGAAGGUCAAAGAAGUAAAGAUAAAUGAUGAUACGGAUGUUAUCGAAUUGUUAGAUUCCAAAAAUGUAGGAAUAUUCGAUAUAUUAGACGAAGAGAAUAGAAUGACCAAUUCUAAUUCGCAUCAUUUCACUGAAACAGUCCAUAAAACGCAUGCAGAAAACAUAAGAAUUGAUGUUCCAAGGAAGUCAACCCAUAGGUUUCACAAACAGUUAUUGAAUCACGAAGGAUUUAUUAUAAAGCAUUACGCCGGGUCUGUGUGCUAUAAUACCAAUUUAUUCAUUGAAAAAAAUAAUGAUAAUUUACACAUAUCUCUGCUAACCUUGAUCCAAGAAAGCAAUAAUCCACUGAUUCGAAAGAUAUUUUCCGAUCCAACAGUCAAUAAUAGCCACUUACAUUUAAAGAAUAGUCAUAAUAAAUAUAUAAAAGGCAAAUUGACUACCGUAAGCGUGAGUAGUAAAUUUCGGAGUCAAUUAAAGGCACUCUUCGAUAAAUUUUCUGGAUCAAACACCAAUUUCAUAAAAUGUAUCAAGCCGAAUUCUCGGAUGACAAAGCAUGAAUUCGAGGGUGCCAAUAUCCUUCACCAAUUAGAAUCAUCUGGGACCUUAGAAGUCUUAAAACUCAUGGAAUAUGGGUUUCCAGCGAAAGUUCCUACUCUUGAUUUUUAUAAUCGUUACACGAAUUAUCUACCGAGUAGCAUGGAACGCAUGGAUAUACGCAUAUUUUGCAAAUAUUUAUUCAAAUCGGUUGGGUUGAAAGAAACUGAUUUCGAGUUCGGGACAUCUAAGAUAUUCUUUCGAUCCGGUAAAUUUGCCGAAUUCGACGAUUUGAUUAGGAACGAUGCGGAAAACAUAAAAUCUCACAUCGAGAGACUCAAAACGUAUAUUAUCAAAGCUAAAUGGAGGAGGGUUCAAUGGUGCACAUUGUGCGUUAUCAAAAUGAGGAAAAAAAUAGAAUGGCGGACGAAAAAUUUGAUCAUAUGCCAGAAAAACGUACGCAUGUACCUGUCCAAGAAAAAAUAUAAACGAAAAUACGAAGCCCUGAUUAAGAUAAAUAAAUUGCAAAGACAAUAUGAUAUGAUUUGUAAAUCUGUAAGCGAACUGCCUCCAGAGAAACGGGAACCUUUAAUUAAUAAUAUUGGAGCAUCAUUAAGGAAUCUCAGAGUUCAGAUAAAAUUAAACGACGACCACAACUCGGCGGGAAAUGACACCGAUAUUGUCAUUGAAAAAAUGUCGCAAACUUUGUCGGAACUGAGUUUAAAUAUUAAGAGUAGAGUUGAUUCGCAUGUUAAAGAAUGCCGGAUUAACAAAGUUAAAGAAAUUCCUAAAUCAGAAUCUACCGAGAAAAAGCUAAAUGGUCAUAUUACAAAAUCGGAAAACGAAUACGACAAUCACGAUGGCAAAUUUAUGGAAAAUAAUUAUCAGGCAAACCCAAUCGAAUUUGUUCGCUCACGCAAAUACAACCUUAGCAAUUGGAAAUACACCGAGUUACGAGACACUAUAAAUACUUCGUGUGAUAUAGAAUUAUUAGAAUCGUGUCGAGAAGAAUUUCAUAGAAGACUUAAAGUUUAUCACGAAUGGAAAGCUCUAAAUCAGCAUAAAUAUGAAACGAGUAUAAACGGGCAUGAAUGCAGAAUCCCAGCUCAAUUGAACCUAUCGAGUUCUCCAAUUCAUGAAUCUAAUCACAUCAAGCUAAAUCAUCGCUAUUUUAAAGUUCCAUUUUGGCAAAAUUCAAGUUUAGGAAUAUUAUGCAACAAUGGUUGGUGGUAUGCUCAUUUUUAUGGGAAUUGGGUAGCAAGGCAAAUGGAGAUUUUUGAUUCUAAAGAUCCAAUUUUGUUAUCAGCCGGAAAGGAUGAUAUGCAAAUGUGUGAAUUAAGUCUAAAAGAAACCGGUUUACUCAAUACUUUAGGUGCGGAAAUUAAGUCACACGAAUUCGAUUCGCUUUGGACUAAAUUAGGAGGAUGAUAUGCAAAUGUGUGAAUUAAGCCUAAAAGAGUUCGGUUUACUCAAUACUUUAGGUGCAGAAAUUAAGUCACACGAAUUCGAUUCGCUUUGGACUAAAUUAGGAGGCCAAAAUUUUAAAUAUUGAUAUUUACUAUCAUUUCGGCCAUGUGUAAAUAUGGUAUA
This is a messenger RNA of Gordionus sp. m RMFG-2023, 3807 nucleotides long. RefSeq names its product unconventional myosin-VI-like. The transcript has 28 exons. Bases 142 to 3645 code for a protein of 1167 amino acids. Gene Ontology annotation, biological process: actin filament organization; endocytosis; vesicle transport along actin filament. Gene Ontology annotation, molecular function: microfilament motor activity; ATP binding; actin filament binding. The record is from RefSeq and is a predicted model, not a curated record. NCBI's taxonomy places the organism in Eukaryota, Metazoa, Nematomorpha, Gordioida, Chordodea, Parachordodidae. Gene Ontology annotation, cellular component: myosin complex; actin cytoskeleton; endocytic vesicle.